AUGACAAAAUUCAAAGGUAGAUCUAGUUUGAAACAGUAUAUGCCUCUCAAACCUAUAAAACGUAUAAUAAAGAUUUGGGAGCGCUGUGAUGCCAUCACUGGAUAUGCCUAUGAUUUCAACAACUAUAGUGAAAAAAACAAGUCAAAUGACACUAACAAUAGAAUGCUGGGGCAACGAGUAGUUUUGAAAUUGGCUGAUACGAUUCGUGAACCUAAUGUAGUACUUGAUUUUGACAGAUUUUUUACAAGUAUUCAGCUUCUCACAGUUAUAGAAUAUCCUGCUCUUGGUACAUGUAUUAUGAAUCGCAAAAACGUGCCUAAGUUUGAAGGCAAAUUAAAAAGAGGUGAUCAUCAAUUUCGCAGUUGUUCGGAUGGAUUGAUAGCAGCAAGAUGGCAAGAUAGUAAGGAUUUUGUAGUAAUUAGCAACUGUCAUAUACCGAUUGUUGGAGAAAUUACUCCUAAGCAAACAAAUUGA
This is a messenger RNA of Melanaphis sacchari, 474 nucleotides long. RefSeq lists its product as uncharacterized. NCBI's taxonomy places the organism in Eukaryota, Metazoa, Arthropoda, Insecta, Hemiptera, Aphididae. The record is from RefSeq and is a predicted model, not a curated record. The coding region runs from base 1 to 474 and encodes 157 amino acids. The transcript has a single exon.